GGAACUUAACAUGAACAGUGUGACAGGGAUAACAGGAGGUAGAAGUGUAGAACCACUGAACAAGAAGCAAUCCAGAAACGAUGAAAAACACAUAACAAGUUAACAACCAUAGAUUGAACGGAAGGCCACAACCAAUUUGGAAGGUUUACCUUGUAGGAUAAGGGAAGAGGGGCCCAACCCAGUCUUGUUUAAAUUUCAAUCUCAUCACUAGUUUCCCAUUUUGGCACAUUUCCCCAUUCUUCAUCACCGUCUUCACUGAAAUCUGAAGAUGCAUACCACAUCGGAGGCGAAUCAGCGGAUUGCGAGGAUUGCAGCUCAUCUUCACCCACCAAAUUUCCAGAUGAUUGAGGGAAAUUCGAGUAAUAUUGGGAGGAUGGACUGCAGAGCAAAAGGGGCAGCGCCUGGAUUUAAGGUGGCGAUUAUUGGUGCAGCGGGAGGAAUUGGUCAACCCCUUUCUAUGUUGAUGAAGAUGAACCCUCUUGUUUCUGUUCUUCAUUUAUACGACGUCGUUAAUACCCCUGGUGUCACCGCUGAUAUCAGUCAUAUGGAUACCGGCGCCGUGGUGCGUGGUUUCGUGGGGAAAGACAAAUUGGAUGAGGCCUUAACAGGCAUGGACCUUGUCAUCGUUCCAGCUGGGGUUCCAAGAAAACCAGGGAUGACAAGGGAUGAUUUAUUCAAUAUUAACGCUGGGAUUGUGAAGACAAUUUGUGAAGGGAUUGCAAGGUCCUGCCCAAGAGCAAUUGUCAACUUGAUCAGUAAUCCUGUGAAUUCUACAGUUCCUAUUGCCGCUGAGGUUUUCAAGAAGGCUGGUACAUACGAUCCGAAGCUCUUGCUUGGUGUCACAAUGCUCGAUGUUGUCAGGGCCAAUACUUUUGUGGCAGAAGUUUUGGGACUUGAUCCUAGAGAGGUUGAUGUUCCUGUUGUAGGAGGGCAUGCCGGUGUUACAAUUCUUCCGCUCUUGUCCCAGGUUAAGCCUCCAUGCAGUUUUACUCCCGAAGAGAUCAAUCACUUGACAGAUCGCAUCCAAAAUGGUGGUACAGAAGUUGUUGAGGCAAAAGCUGGGGCUGGAUCUGCAACUCUUUCAAUGGCUUAUGCUGCUGUUAAAUUUGCUGAUGCUUGCCUCCGAGGUUUGAGGGGAGAUGCUGGUGUUAUUGAAUGUUCAUUUGUGCAAUCUCAGGUUACUGAACUGCCGUUCUUUGCAACAAAAGUAAGGCUUGGCCGUAGCGGAGCAGAGGAGAUUUUUCCACUUGGCCCUCUAAAUGAGUAUGAGAGGGCGGGUUUGGAAAAGGCGAAAACAGAGCUAGCCACAAGCAUUGACAAGGGUGUUUCCUUCACAAGGAAGUGAAUUUCAUAGCGCGCGCAAAGUUGUAGCUGGUGUCUCCUGUUUGUCAUUUUUUUUCUUUUUUCAUUUAUGAUUUUGUAAGGUAAGAAAUAACUUAGGAGGCCCUCCUCAUGAGGUGAACCCCUAAGUUACCCUGUUUGUCAAAUGUAUUUGAAAAAUAAUUGGCAUAUAAUCUGAAAAGACCACUUUUAGAAAUACAGAA
Molecule: messenger RNA, 1544 nt
Organism: Spinacia oleracea (spinach)
Lineage: Eukaryota; Viridiplantae; Streptophyta; Magnoliopsida; Caryophyllales; Amaranthaceae
Product: malate dehydrogenase, glyoxysomal
Exons: 9
Coding region: 269-1345 (358 amino acids)
Biological process (GO): tricarboxylic acid cycle; malate metabolic process
Cellular component (GO): chloroplast; cytoplasm
Molecular function (GO): L-malate dehydrogenase (NAD+) activity
Source: RefSeq, a predicted model, not a curated record